Molecule: messenger RNA, 384 nt
Organism: Caenorhabditis bovis
Lineage: Eukaryota; Metazoa; Nematoda; Chromadorea; Rhabditida; Rhabditidae
Source: the annotation of a GenBank genome assembly
AUGCCGUUUUUUGCACAAACAGCUUUAGCGGAAGAUCGAACAUUGACGGGUUCCUCCGAAGACCAACAUGGAAGUGGUGAGUAUCCGCAGAUUUCCGUAGAAAUCGUAUCAGCACGCUCAUUUGAUCCCGAAAAAAACGCAUCAAACUUAAAAAUUGUCAAAGAUACGAUUGAUAAUUAUUCAAAAUCUGAGGGCAUUCGGUACCCGUCAGAUAACAUCAAGCAAUCUGUACAGAAUCACGGUGGCAAGUUUGCUGUUCUUUUCGAAACAGAAGACGCAAAAUGUGAUGAGGUUCUUCGCUUCAUUAAUGGUGCAAAGAAACACUCGAACGAGGUUGUGUAUGCCAUACUAAAUUGCGAAGGACAACCAUCACAAAUUAUCUAA